AUGUCUAGCACUUCCAAUUAUCAACCAUUGAUUACAUCUUUAGCUUCAAGAAUUUCAUCAGUCUCUCAAGCCUUAAUUACUCAAUCAACUGCUACUUCACUUCAACAAGAAUAUGCCAAAUUACAAGCAUCUCAUCUUUCUGCUUCAAACCAACAACUUUUACAAACUGCAACAGCUACCGAUGUUGUUUCAAGUGCUUCACAAGCAAUUGCUCAAGCCUCUGAAACUUUAUUACAGAUCAAAAAAAGUAAUAACCAAUAUGAGGGAGUGAUUCCUUCAUUUGAAGGGAAUUUAAUCUUCUUGGUUGUUUUUGCUUUAGCAAUGAUUCUCCAUACUGGUAUUGGAUUUUGGUAUAAGCAAUGGUGGGUUAUGGUUUCAUUCUUUUGUGGAUGUGGGUUAGAAUUGGCCGGAUUCCUUACAAGAACUUUAUCUCAUAACGAUUAUGAUGUCGAAGAUUACUUCUUAUGUCAAAUCAUUACCUUAACUAUUGCUCCUGCUUUCAUUAUGGGUGGUGUUUAUAUCUUGUUGGGUAAAUUUAUCAUGAUUUAUGGUGCUCAAUUUGCAUUGAUGAGACCAAUGGCAUACUCUUAUAUUUUUAUGGUGUGUGAUUUUAUUUCAUUGGUUAUUCAAGCUGCCGGUGGUGCUAUGGCUGCUAGUGCAGAAAAUUUGGAAGAUAAUCAAAUGGGUACUCAUAUCAUGGUUGCUGGUUUAGCUUUCCAAGUUUUCUCAAUGAGUGCUUAUGUUAUCUUAUUCUUACAUUAUUUUUACAAGAUUAAUUUCUUCAAUAAGAGUGGAUAUCGUGCAUUAUCUAUUGAUUUCAAUCCAGCCUAUAAACAUUUAAGAUCAAGAAAAAUUUUCAAAAUGUUCCCAUAUGUUGUCUUCAUCUGUGUUGUUUUGAUCUAUAUUCGUUGUAUUUAUAGAGUUAUUGAAUUAGCUCAAGGUUGGUCUGGUUACUUGAUCACCCAUGAAUUGUAUUUGUUCUUUUUAGAUGCUUUGAUGAUUGCUCUUACUGCUUUCUUGUUGAUUGUUUUCCAUCCAGGUUUUGUGUUUGAUGGAAGAAAUACUCAUGUUCAAGUUGCUCGUCGCUCCAAGAAUACAGUCCCUGAGGAGGGCGUUCCUUUAGAAGAAUUCAAACAAGAUGGUGAUUUCGGUGAUGCAGAAGAAUCAGGCUCAAGUAGAAGAGAUGUUAUUUAA
Molecule: messenger RNA, 1194 nt
Organism: Hansenula anomala
Lineage: Eukaryota; Fungi; Ascomycota; Saccharomycetes; Phaffomycetales; Wickerhamomycetaceae
Product: RTA1 domain-containing protein
Exons: 1
Coding region: 1-1194 (397 amino acids)
Cellular component (GO): fungal-type vacuole; plasma membrane
Source: RefSeq, a predicted model, not a curated record